AAAAGGGAAAAUUGGGAAAAUCAGAUUUCUCCCAUAAACCCUAGCCAUUAUCGAAGGAGGAGGAGAAAAACCCUAAACCCCUCUUUCGCACUCUCUUUCUCUCUCCCCAGAAAAUUAGCAGAAAUGGUUUCAAUUGCAUCAAUAAAGAAGAAUAUAGGGAAUUUCACUACUAAACAGAAGAAGAAAGAAGAAGCUCCAAUUGUGAAAAAGAAGAAAAAUGUUGGGAAUUUCAUUACCAAGCAUAAAAAGAAAGAAGAAGCUCCAGUGGUGAAGAACAAAAAGAACAUGAAGAAAAAAAUUGAUGAUUUAUCAUCUGGAGAUGAUGAUUCAGAAGAUGAUGAUGAUUUUGUUAUGUCUGGUGAAAGUUCUGAUGAUUCAGAUGAUGAUAACCCACUUCAAGAUGAUUUUCUCGCAGGAAGUGGAAGUGAUAAUGACGAUGAUGUAGUAAAAGGAAAUAAGGAGUAUGAUUCUGGUUCAGGUUCAGGUUCGGAUUCUGAUGAUUCCGACGAAUCAGACAUAGAGAAGAAAUCGAAAGCCAUCGACGACAAACGAGCUAGGGAAGAGAAGGAAGCAGAAGAGGAAUUACAGAUAAAUAUACAGGAAGAAUCAGAUGAGUUUAGACUGCCAACCCAGGAGGAGCUUGAAAUAGAGGCUCUUGGUCCUCCUGAUCUUCCUGGUAUUCAGAGGAGGAUAAAAGAAAUUGUUCGCGUCCUUUCAAACUUUAGUUCUCUGAAACAAGAAGGGGCGUCAAGGAAAGAUUACACUGACCAACUCCAAAUAGACUUGUCUUCAUACUAUGGCUACAACGAGUUCAUGAUUGGGAUGUUGGUGGAGAUGUUCCCAGUUGUUGAGUUGUUAGGGCUUAUUGAAGCUUUUGAAAAGAACCGUCCAAUGUGUAUAAGAACUAAUACCUUGAAGACACGCAGACGGGACCUUGCCGAUACUCUCUUGAACAGAGGAGUGAACUUGGAUCCUUUGAGCAAGUGGUCAAAGGUUGGAUUACAAAUAUAUGACUCUCAAGUGCCGAUUGGUGCCACUCCUGAAUAUAUGGCCGGUCACUAUAUGUUGCAAAGUUCAAGUUCUUUCUUGCCAGUAAUGGCUCUCGCUCCUCAAGAAAAAGAGAGCAUUGUUGAUAUGGCGGCGGCUCCCGGUGGGAAAACCACUUACAUUGCUGCUCAUAUGAAGAACACUGGGUUAUUGUUUGCAAACGAGAUGAAAAAACAUAGGCUCCAUUCUUUGUCAGCAAAUGUUAGCCGCUUGGGGGUGACUAACACAAUAGUGAUAAACUAUGAUGGAAGAGAGCUUCCGAAGGUAUUGGGAGCCAAUUCACGCGACAGAGUACUACUGGAUGCACCUUGCAGCGGAACUGGGGUGAUAUCCAAGGACGAAUCAGUAAAAUCCACUAAAAGCUUUGAAGAGAUACAGAAGUGUGCGCACUUGCAGCAGCAACUUCUCCUAGCUGCUAUUGAUUUGGUGGAUGCAAAUUCAAAAACUGGGGGAUAUGUUGUGUAUUCGACAUGUUCCAUCAUGGUUAUGGAGAAUGAAGCAGUUGUUGACUAUGCCUUGAAGAAACGAAAUGUAAAACUAGUCUCAUGUGGACUAGACUUUGGAGUGAAAGGGUUCGUCAACUUUAGGCAAUAUCGAUUUCAUCCAUCAUUAGAAAAGACGAGGCGGUUCUACCCCCAUGUGCAUAAUAUGGAUGGGUUUUUUGUGGCAAAGUUGAAAAAAGUAAGUAACACAAACCCCACUCCAAAAUCUGAUAUUCCAUCAGAAAUAGUAGGGAAGGAUGUCGAUGUCAGUGAUGAAGAGGAUGCUGAUCAACCGAAAUCUAAGAAGCGACAGAGGGAAGAAGAUGAUACGCCACAAGAGAAUGGGGAUUCGGGUGACACUAAGAAGAAGCCUUCUUCUAAUCUCGUAGAGAAGAAGAAAAAGACCUCAAAGACGACUAAUAAGGAGAAUGAAAGCGAAGAAUCACCUCCGAAAAAGAGGAAGAAAAGAGUAUUCCCAUCUCGUGAAGAAGUUUCAAAAGCAAGGGAAGAAAAAAGAAACUUGCUCAGGGAAGAAAAAAGAAAUAUGCCCCCGAAAGACAAAAGAGAAGGAGGGUUGAAGAAAAAGAAGGUUGAUGGCAAGAAGAAAGGUCGUAAAUGAUCCUUGAGCAGAACUUCGCAAAACCUUGCUGUCAAGAAUGCUGUUUACUAACAGGAUGAACAGAUUCUAUUAGUUCUAAAGUUUUGUAUCAGUUUAUUUAUUUUUUGUUUCCAAUUUUGUGUAAAAUUUUAGGAGUAAUUUAUAUGUUUUCUCUCUAGUUAAAAUCGAUGUUGUAGAAAAUUUUGGUCCUUCAAACAACUGGAAGGACAGGUCUUGAUUACAGGCACAUUACUCUAAAAUUUUAGUGUAAUUUUUCGAAUUUCAGAUACCUAUUUUUAUCAAACAUGAACUUAUUUGUUGUA
Spinacia oleracea (spinach) is the source of this 2450-nucleotide messenger RNA. RefSeq names its product 26S rRNA (cytosine-C(5))-methyltransferase NOP2B. The record is from RefSeq and is a predicted model, not a curated record. Gene Ontology annotation, molecular function: rRNA (cytosine-C5-)-methyltransferase activity; RNA binding. Gene Ontology annotation, cellular component: nucleolus. Lineage: Eukaryota; Viridiplantae; Streptophyta; Magnoliopsida; Caryophyllales; Amaranthaceae. The transcript is spliced from 17 exons. The coding region runs from base 124 to 2148 and encodes 674 amino acids. Gene Ontology annotation, biological process: maturation of LSU-rRNA; rRNA base methylation.